Helianthus annuus (common sunflower) is the source of this 1520-nucleotide messenger RNA. Its product is annotated as putative F-box protein At1g32420. The record is from RefSeq and is a predicted model, not a curated record. The transcript has 2 exons. Lineage: Eukaryota; Viridiplantae; Streptophyta; Magnoliopsida; Asterales; Asteraceae. Gene Ontology annotation, molecular function: protein binding. The coding region runs from base 124 to 1263 and encodes 379 amino acids.
GUAUUGGAGGAGUGGCAUCGACAGAUUCACUUUCUUGUUGAAAUCGCUCACGCUUCAAACCCUAAUUUGGUGACGGAUUCAGGGUGCAACCUCUCUCUAAGAUCGUCAAGUUUAGCAAUCAAAAUGUCAGACAACAUACCUUUUGCACUCCAAGAAGAAAUUAUGAAAAGGCUUCCAACCAAAUCACUGCUGCGGUUCAGAACCGUUUCAAAAGCAUGGAAGUCUUUGAUCGAUAGUUCUCGGUUUGUUGUAGAUUACAGCGUCAACCACACUCAUCAGCACCAUCUGUUAGUAAGGUACAGUCCACCAAUAGGUCUUGGACAAAAGUACGUUUCAAUUGUAGAUGAUGAAAUUUUCCCCGAACACAAGUGUUCCCUGCCUGAUCCCGCAUCUGAAGGUGUUGGACUUACGAUAGUAGGUAGCUGUCAAGGCUUAUUCUGCAUAUACACUUUUUCUUCAGGUGAGUAUGGGAGAUCACUCAUCUACACGGCUUCUAUUUGGAAUCCUUCAAUUAGAAAAACGGUUGCUAUCGAUGUGUCUCAUGUGUCUCAUGUGUUAGAUCCAGACUCUGAUAUUGUUUUUGGUUUUGGGGUUUGUCCUCACACCGGUGAUCCUAAGCUUGUCAAGGUUAACUUUCGUAAAAGUAAGCGGAACUUAGACUCUAUAACUUUCACGCCUUGGCAAGUUGAGGUUUAUACAUUGAGUUCACAGGUGUGGAGAAGUAUACCUACUAUCAAUCAACCGCGUAACUCAGUUCAAUUGUUGUGGGAUCAGGUAGUUAUAGAUGGGCUUAUUUAUUGGCUUGCUAUUGAUGGUAGGACAACUGGAUUUCCGGGGUAUAAUAUGAUAGUUUCAUUUGACAUGACAAGUGAAAAGUUUAUGGAAGUAUCACUCCCUGCUACUUUAGCCCAUGCCCAUGACAGAAGAGUGGUUAUAUCUAAGCUAAAAGAGUCUCUCGUUGCGGUUGAACUGGUUAGGGAGGCUGAGAAACGAGUUUAUAGUGUAUGGAUGAUGGAGGAUGGUGUUCCAAACUCCUUUACGAAGCUAUUCACCAUAAACUUACCAGAUGUAUCAAUACAACGGGUACUUGGAAUUAGGAAGAAUGAUGAACCUAUAUUUGCAACGAGACCUGAUGACAAUGCACAUGAUGUCUUUAUUCAUGAACUCCACUCAGAACACAUCAGUUAUACUCGGAUUUCUGGCCAUGGAACUUUAUACUCUGCUGGUUCCUACAUGGAAACACUACUUUUGCUAGAUCACUGAGAUUGCAGGUUUUACACAAGAUUGUGAGGCAUGGAUCUUUGAACAACUGGCUUUUGCAGCAGGCAAGCUAGGAAUGGAGUUAAGUAUAGUUAUAGCACCUAUUGGGUAUGGUUAGUAAAAAGUUAAUAGCAUUACAUUUAGAUUGAUAUGUUAUCUUAUAUCUUGUUUAAAGUCCUAUUGUAUGGAUGUUAGCUUUCUUACAGUUUCAAGUGGAUUUUUUGUCGCAAUAUAUAGUAUGCUCUUAAUUUCACUAAUCA